Messenger RNA from Penicillium odoratum, 1701 nucleotides. RefSeq lists its product as uncharacterized. Gene Ontology annotation, cellular component: mitochondrion. The record is from RefSeq and is a predicted model, not a curated record. The transcript has 3 exons. NCBI's taxonomy places the organism in Eukaryota, Fungi, Ascomycota, Eurotiomycetes, Eurotiales, Aspergillaceae. Gene Ontology annotation, biological process: L-leucine biosynthetic process. Bases 1 to 1701 code for a protein of 566 amino acids. Gene Ontology annotation, molecular function: 2-isopropylmalate synthase activity.
AUGCCUAUGCUCCGCAACCCCUCGGACAAAUACGAUGCCUUCCACCCUCCAGACCUCCCAGACAGGACAUGGCCUUCCAAGCGGCUUACAAAGAAACCGCGUUGGCUGGCGACUGAUCUACGCGAUGGAAAUCAGGCCCUCGCAUGCCCAAUGAACGUAGAGCAAAAGUGGGAAUACUUCCAAAUGCUCCUCCGGGUGGGAUUCACAGAGAUCGACAUCUCCUUCCCCAGCGCAUCCGAUACCGAAUACAAUUUCACACGCAACGUCGUCGCCUCCGCCCCCUCAAACGUGUGGCUCCAAGUCCUCUCACCAUGUCGAAAGGAACUCAUUCGACGCACAGUCGACAGCGUCACCGGCGCAAAGAAGGCAAUCAUCAGUCUAUAUAUCGCAACAAGCGACAGUUUUAUCAAAACCAUGUUCGACUCCACGCAAGAAGCCGUCCUCCGCACAGCAGUCGAAUGCGUCGAGUACACCCGCUCCAUCACGAAAGAUGAUCCAACUCAGCAAAACACAACCUGGAAUUUGAUGUUCAGCCCCGAGGCAUUCUCAGACACAGAUCCAGCCUACGCCAUCGCAGUCUGUAAAGCAGUAAAAGAAGCUUGGGAUCCAUCAGAGGAUAUUCCUAUCAUCCUCAACCUACCGGCGACAGUUGAGCGCUGCACACCAAACACAUACGCGGACCAGGUCGAGAUCUUCUCCCGCGCGUUUGCCGACAAUGAAGAUGUAGUGGUUUCCCUCCACCCUCACAACGACCGAGGCUGCGCUGUCGCCGCCGCCGAACUCGGUCAGCUAGCCGGUGCCACCCGUGUUGAAGGCUGUCUCUUCGGCAACGGUGAGCGAACGGGGAAUGUUGACCUAGUAACGCUCGCACUGAACCUCUACAGUCAAGGCGUGAAUCCGGGACUGGAUUUCUCUGAUCUCCCUUCCAUUCGGAAGACGGUAGAGAAAAUCACCCAAAUCCCUGUGCACCUCCGCGCACCAUAUGCCGGUGACUCGGUCUUCAUGGCAUAUAGCGGGUCGCACCAGGAUGCGAUAAACAAGGGCUUCAAGAAGUGGCGCGAUGGGAAUACCGUGCCUGAUCAACGCAGUAUCUGGAAAGUUCCUUAUUUACCCAUCGAUCCUGAGGAUAUCGGAGAGACAUACGAAGCUGUUAUCCGGAUCAAUUCCCAGAGUGGGAAGGGCGGUGUAGCCUGGGUCCUACAGCGGACUUUGGACUUGCAACUACCCAAAGAGUUCCAGCAGGCAUUUUCCAAGAUCGUCAAGUCCGAGUCUGAGGAAAAGGGGAGAUGGCUAACAGAGGCGGAAAUUACUCAUUCGUUCUUGCGUCAUUACUCUAUUUUGGAGAAUGAUCCACGAAUUCUGGAGUGUUCUGUGACUACCAAGUCGGAUGGCACAGGACGCGUUAUCAUGCAGUCUAUCAUUUUGGUUCAGGGUCGGCCGCGUCAGGUCGUGGCUACGGGCGAGAAUGCUGCCGAUGCUGUUUCUUUUGCAUUUUCUUCCUUGGCGAAUUUGAAUUUGGAGUUUGAGAUUGUCCUCCGUGAUAUUCAAGGAGCUGAUGGAGAGCCUCUUCUUAUUGCCCUGGUCAAGUGUAGGAAUGUUUGGCGUGCAAGGGCUGCCAAGCGGGGUGAUGUUGCAAUCGCCUUGGCGUGUUUGUCUUCUGCUCUGGUAUGUCUCUCUCCUGCAUUUUGGGUUCAAUACUGA